UUCUCCCAUCCCAAUCUAAUGCUGAUCCUACUGAAAAUGGAUCGAUUGAAAUUCCCAAUUUAAUCAUGACAUUCAUCGAGGAAGCGGUCAACGAACUUGACAAAUCCAUAAACUUAGCAGCAAACGACGUGAAUCAAUUGAACCAGGCAUUGAACAGUAUUAUCCAAUACCGAAAACAGUUAGACGCCAUUGCAACAGGUUUAGAAACAAAAGUACUUGAAGAUGGGAAACUUCUGAAAGACGUCGAAGACAAAAUAAAUUAUAUGGAUGUUAUUGAAACAGAACUCGAUAUAACAGAAGUAAUGCUGUUGGCAUUGAACGGACGAGAAACUUUAUUGGGCAACAAAAUUGAACAUGAUUUGAACUUUUACUUCGAUCCUAGCGUCCUUGAUAGCUGGAACAUUUCAUUUUUUGCGCAACGCAAUGGCCAGGGUUUCAGUCCUUCGUCGGGUGUGUUUACUGUACCAUUCCACGGCAUUUAUCAUUUCUUUUUCACAGGUAUUUAACUUUACAAUCCAGUCGUCAUU
Messenger RNA from Daphnia pulicaria, 527 nucleotides. RefSeq lists its product as uncharacterized. Bases 66 to 506 code for a protein of 146 amino acids. Lineage: Eukaryota; Metazoa; Arthropoda; Branchiopoda; Diplostraca; Daphniidae. The record is from RefSeq and is a predicted model, not a curated record. Gene Ontology annotation, molecular function: protein binding. The transcript has 3 exons.